UUGAGUGCGCUGAGUGACAAGCCCUCGCCCAAAGAGCUCAGGGACUCUCCGACAGCAGCAGCGGACUCCUAACGUGCUUCUCAAGGGCGAGAGAGAGAGCAUCCGUUCUCCUGUGUGUGUGCGUGUGUUUGUGCGUGUGUGUGUCGCCAAUCCAAACCUGAUUUCCGCCUCACGUCUCCCCUUUCAGCGAGUGGGUUGAUUUACGCGAACCCAGUGGCACACGCUUCUCGUGAGAUAUUGAUGUCUCUGAUUUUGUUUACGUUGUCUCGGACAUAGAGAAAAGUACAACAUAUCUCACACGUGGAAGGUGUGGAUGAAAGUUGUCCGUUUCAGUGGCGCACGGACUUCGGCACGCGAGAGGACUCCGCGUCAUGGAAUUCCCGGGAAGGUUGUAGCCUUCUAUAUCGGACAUCUAUUUGACCACGAGCCUUCCUAAGAAUAAUCACCUGUUAGAACCCCAUCCCUUCGGACUUCUGUCUGCAUCACCUCUAGUGAUGACCAUGUUUCAGCACAGCAAUAAGAAGUGUUUCACCAUAGAGUCUCUGGUGGGGAAGGAUACGAGCAACAACAACGCUUCUCCGGCCGGGGAACAUGAACCCAUCCGGCCGACGGCGCUACGCUUCACAGAGUCCAUCCACUCCGCUCCCUUCGGGACCUGCUUCCAGAACUCCGGGAGGAGCAUCUACCCCAGUCCCGACAUGAUGUUCCAGGAUCCGGGGACGCACACGCAGAACUCAGGCCUGCCGCUGCACCCGCUGCAGAUGCCCUCACAGACCUUCUUCAGUCCGCAUCAGAGAGACGCGCUGAACUUCUACCCUUGGGUCCUGAGGAACAAGUUCCUGGGCCACAGAUUCCCAGGUGAGGACAGCCCUGAGAACAUGUUGCUCCACGGUCCGUUCUCCCGGAAGCCCAAGCGGAUCCGAACGGCCUUCUCGCCCUCCCAGCUUCUGCGUCUGGAGCGGGCCUUCGAGAAGAACCACUACGUGGUGGGCGCCGAGCGCAAGCAGCUGGCCAGCGGCCUCUGUCUCACCGAGACCCAGGUGAAGGUGUGGUUCCAGAACCGCCGGACGAAGCACAAGCGGCAGAAGCUGGAGGAGGAGUCCCCGGAGGCCCAGCAGAAGAGGAAGGGCAGCCAGCACGUGAGCCGCUGGAGGGUGGCCACCCAGCAGGGGAGCCCGGACCACAUCGACGUCAUCUCCGACGACUAGGGCCGAGGACUACACCCGCACACGGCACGAGAGAGGGGGAGGGGAAAGAGAGGGAGAGCGAGAGAGAGAGACUGGCACGCAACAAGAGAAGGAGACAGAGAGAGAGAGAAACAGAAACAGAUUAUUAUAAAUACACAUUAACGACCCUUCCAGAGGGGGAAGAACAGAAGCUGUCAAUCAGAGAGCACGAAGACACGGAUACAUACACACACACACACACACACACACACACACACACACACACACACACACACACACACACACACACACACACACAAAGUUAUUCAAGAAGACACGUCAUCAAUAACUCACCGACAGUUCCCUUCUAAUGAACGACGUUGCUACACACGUGUGCAACAUGUUCAGCCUCACCUUAAUGAAGAAACUCUCGCGAAGAAUCGGGCGAGGACCAGGACGACAUGACAGAAUUUGGUUACAUGUUUGGCAAAAAUAUACCGCCCCCCCACCACCAUCCCACUCCUGUCGCACUUUUAAUAUUGUUUUGAUCGUGUCGAAAAACACGGAGAUUGUUUGAUUCCUUUUUCAAAUUCGAGUUCAAUGGAGUUUCUGGGACUUCCGAUCGCUUCGCUCAGACACUCGCAGUUAACGUAUGAACAAUUCUACUUUUGCUGAAUGGGAUUAUAUGUCAACGAGGACCCUCCAAGAAACACUGGAUAUGAGGAAAUAUGUCACUGGAACAUUGAUGAAGUAAUAGACUACUUUUCAGACAUUGCAACUCUUGUGUUGAAAACACUUCGGACUUGAACGCAUUCCAUUGGUUGUGUGAUGAAUCACGGAUAAAUGUGCACGAUGCGCGGCCACGUUGGGAGCACACGCAGCUCCUCUGUUUAUUGUGUUGUUUUGAUAGGCCUGCGUAUAGUUGAGCAUUGUUUUUCGUCUUAUAAAUGUAUGUUUGGACCACUAUUUCAUUUAGACGUUUGUGUUGAACUCCCAGGCGUGGCUUUACCAUGUGUUGGUAUUUAUGUAAAUUGAUUAAAUUGAAAAGUAUUCUAUGCAUCACAUAAGUCAUAAUGUGUUGUUAUCUCCCCUGUCUGUACAAUUUAUUCGUUCAAAUCAGCAUAUUUGUGUCUGACUAUUUGAGACACCUGUGCCUCUGUCUAACUAUUAAGUCCGAAAUGAAAUCAGAAAAAAAUACCUCAAUUCAAAUUAUUUUCAGCUUAAAUUUUCAGCUGGAAAAUAAAUCUCCUUAUGUAGCACUUCUUAGUCAAAUCUAUUUUUUCAUUGGUCGCAAAAAAUAGGAACGCACUACAUUCAUUGCCCCUCGUCCAACUCAAAGGCAGAUACAUAUUUGCAAAUUAUUUUGUUUUUAUUUGUAAAAUAAAAAAAAUG
Molecule: messenger RNA, 2558 nt
Organism: Gadus morhua (Atlantic cod)
Lineage: Eukaryota; Metazoa; Chordata; Actinopteri; Gadiformes; Gadidae
Gene: emx3
Product: empty spiracles homeobox 3
Exons: 3
Coding region: 495-1208 (237 amino acids)
Biological process (GO): brain development; regulation of transcription by RNA polymerase II; central nervous system development
Cellular component (GO): nucleus
Molecular function (GO): RNA polymerase II cis-regulatory region sequence-specific DNA binding; DNA-binding transcription factor activity, RNA polymerase II-specific
Source: RefSeq, a predicted model, not a curated record